UGUAACCACACCCACAUGCGCAUUUCUCGACACUGCGCUCCUCUACCUGUCGAAGGGAGACAAAUCUGUGCGUUAAAGGGCUAAAACGACGUGAAAGCGGCAAGAAAUCCCCCUAAAAAACAAGCCGCGUGUCUCUUUACUAUUCAUGGACUAAUGUUUCUUUCGGUUUGAAGACAAACUACUGGCUCCCACAGAAGAAGAGUUUGACUGCCGGCCAAGGCCAUGGACUGGAAGACCUUCCAAGCCCUCCUCAGCGGGGUCAACAAAUACUCCACGGCGUUCGGGCGGAUAUGGCUGUCCGUGGUGUUUGUCUUCAGGGUGAUGGUGUACGUGGUGGCGGCGGAGCGAGUGUGGGGCGACGAGCAGAAAGACUUUGACUGCAACACCAAGCAGCCCGGCUGCGCCAACGUCUGCUACGACCACUUCUUCCCCAUCUCCCACAUCCGCCUGUGGGCCCUGCAGCUCAUCUUCGUCACCUGCCCGUCCUUCAUGGUGGUCAUGCACGUGGCGUACCGUGACGACCGCGAGCGCAGGUACCGGGCGAAGCACGGAAACAGCAUCAAGCUGUACGCCAACGUGGGCAAGAAGCACGGCGGCCUGUGGUGGACCUAUCUGACCAGCCUCUUCGUGAAGACGGGCAUCGAGAUCUCCUUCCUCUACAUCCUCCACUACAUCUACGACAGCUUCUAUCUGCCGCGACUGGUCAAGUGCAACGUGGCGCCCUGCCCCAACCUGGUGGACUGCUACAUCGGCCACCCCACGGAGAAGAAGGUGUUCACCUACUUCAUGGUCGGAGCUUCAUGCCUGUGCAUCAUCCUGAACAUUUGCGAGGUCAUUUAUCUCGUCUCCAAGCGCUUUGUACGCAUCACAAAGAAGAUCAAGAGGGGCCAUCGCCACAUGAACGGGCAUCAGAACGGGCUUCCAAAGGACUACAACAAGGACCCCUUUAACAACAACAAGGACACCAUGCUGAGGCGGGAACUGAAAGAUAAGCCUCCAUCCUUUAGGAGUGCCUUCAAGUCUUCAAGGGUAUCUGGACUCAAAAUGGAUGAGAAGAUACGGGCCUCUGCUCCUGAUCUGUCCACUUCUUAGUGAAUGGACACUGAGCUGCAGCACAGUGUUUGGGCUGGAACCCAAUGACUAACCUCAGAGAACAGACUCAGAAAAUAUGAGCCAACCACUUCCAUGUGUGCCAGACCCUGGAAGUUGAGUCACCAGCACUGGAUUCAUCCCUCGUUUCCACAUCUAAGACUCUUUUUGAGCGCAUAAACUUUGGUUUCCAAGUCAACCGCCACAAUAUGUACAAGUCAGCUAAAGCCUAAAUGAUUUGUAAAUGAUACGAUGGUUUUCUUCUUCGAAUACAAUACAGAUCUGUGUGCCUUUCCGACUUCACCCCCUUCACCCGUAUGAGAACACGCCCGUGAGGUUUCCGUCUUUCUUGUGAUUCGAGUUUUGACACGAGAAGGGUAGGAACCGAUCAGCAUCACACGAGGACGACCGGGCACACCUGGCCGAGGUAUUCACCCUCCCAGCCCGUGUCUACAGUGAUGUCAGGGCGCUCUGCAGAUUUGAGUGACCUCUUUUGUUUCACUGAACUUAUAACAUAGCUUUAACUUCUCCAUUUGCCGAAGACUCGUCAACAUAAUGAGUUCAUCGACUAAUGGAUGAGUAAUACUUGAAGGUGUGCAAACUGGCCUCAUUUGUUUUUUAUACUGCAUUCAUUUUCUCAGAUUUUCAUCAAAACUCAUAUAUCAUUCGUACAUCUCUACAUCUACAGCCUCGGACAAAUGCUUUGUUAAAGCGGCUCAGUCAGGCUGUAGUUAGUCUGCCUGUGUUUGGACUUGCUUGUACACAAAGUCGCCUCAUCCCCGACCACUGUUGAUUUAAAUAAGGCAAAAGGAAUGCUUCUGUUGAAUUGUGUGUGUGGAGCAGAGGAAGUGCGAGGAAGGUUAAUAAAACAGACGGCUCAUUCAACUAGAACUCAUUUUCAGGUGGAAAUGUAUUGUGUGCGCUCAUUAAUGUCCUUUCUUACAAAACUAAAUAUAUUAAAUUUAUUGAAUGUG
Molecule: messenger RNA, 2063 nt
Organism: Pseudoliparis swirei
Lineage: Eukaryota; Metazoa; Chordata; Actinopteri; Perciformes; Liparidae
Gene: gjb3
Product: gap junction protein beta 3
Exons: 2
Coding region: 223-1092 (289 amino acids)
Biological process (GO): cell communication
Cellular component (GO): connexin complex
Source: RefSeq, a predicted model, not a curated record